ACGGUCCGCCGGUCGGCGGCUGUGUGGGUAGCCGCCGGGCUGGGUAGGGGCGGAGACGCGAGAGGUUGAUGGGGGUCGCCUCGGCCUCGGCCUCAGUCUGUAGUGGAUCUUCAGCCACGCCAACGGAGAUGGUGUCCUGGGUGCGGGCGAUGGCGGAGAAGCUGAAGCAGCGGCUGCGACUGGACGUGGGACGCGAGAUCUGCCGCCAGUACCCGCUGUUCUGCUUCCUGCUGCUCUGCCUUAGCGUCGCCUCCCUGCUCCUCAAUAGGUAUCUUCAUGUUUUAAUGAUCUUCUGGUCAUUUGUUGCUGGAGUUGUUACAUUCUAUUGCUCUUUGGGACCAGAUUCUCUCUUACCAAAUAUAUUCUUCACAAUAAAAUAUAAACCCAAGCAGUUAGGACUUCAAGAAUUAUUUCCUCAAGGUCGUAGCUGUGCUGUUUGUGGUAAAGUGAAAUGUAAACGACAUAGGCCUUCCUUACUACUUGAAAACUACCAGCCGUGGCUAGAUCUGAAAAUUUCUUCCAAGGUUGAUGCAUCUCUCUCAGAGGUUCUUGAAUUAGUGUUGGAAAACUUUGUUUAUCCAUGGUACAGGGAUGUAACAGAUGAUGAGUCCUUUGUUGAUGAACUGAGAAUUACAUUACGGUUUUUUGCAUCUGUCUUAAUUCGAAGGAUUCACAAGGUGGAUAUUCCAUCUAUUAUAACCAAGAAACUAUUAAAAGCAGCAAUGAAGCAUAUAGAGGUGAUAGUUAAAGCCAGUCAGAAAGUAGAAAAUACAGAGUUUUUACAGCAAGCUGCUUUAGAAGAAUAUGGUCCAGAGCUUCAUGUGGCUUUGAGGAGUCGAAGAGAUGAAUUACACUAUUUAAGGAAACUUACCGAACUACUUUUUCCUUAUAUUUUGCCUCCUAAAGCAACAGACUGCAGAUCCCUGACCUUGCUUUUAAGAGAGAUCCUUUCUGGUUCGGUGUUCCUUCCUUCUUUGGAUUUCCUAGCUGAUCCAGAUACUGUGAAUCAUUUGCUUAUCAUCUUCAUAGAUGACAGUCCACCUGAAAAAGCAACUGAACUGCCUUCCCCUUUGGUUCCAUUCUUGCAGAAAUUUGCAGAACCUAGAAAUAAAAAGCCAUCUGUGCUGAAGUUAGAAUUGAAGCACAUCAGAGAGCAGCAAGAUCUCUUAUUUCGUUUUAUGAACUUUCUGAAACAAGAAGGAGCAGUGCAUGUAUUGCAAAUAUGUCUGACUGUGGAGGAGUUCAAUGAUAGAAUUUUACGACCAGAGUUAUCAAAUGAUGAAAUGCUGUCUCUUCAUGAAGAGUUGCAGAAGAUUUAUAAAACAUAUUGUUUGGAUGAAAGUAUAGACAAAAUUCGAUUUGAUCCCUUUAUUGUAGAAGAGAUUCAGAAAAUUGCUGAAGGCCCGUAUAUAGAUGUUGUGAAACUUCAAACUAUGAGAUGUCUUUUUGAAGCAUAUGAACAUGUACUGUCUCUUUUGGAGAAUGUGUUUACACCUAUGUUCUGCCACAGUGAUGAGUAUUUCAGGCAACUUUUAAGAGGUGCAGAAUCACCAACACGCAAUUCAAAAUUGAACAGAGGUAGCCUAAGUUUGGAUGAUUUUCGGAGCACCCAGAAAAGAGGAGAAUCAUUUGGAAUCAGCAGAAUAGGUAGCAAAAUUAAAGGAGUAUUUAAAAGUACUACAAUGGAAGGAGCUAUGUUGCCUAAUUAUGGGUUAGCUGAAGGUGAAGAUGACUUUAUUGAAGAAGGUAUUGUUGUAAUGGAAGAUGAUUCUCCAGUGGAAGCUGUGAGCACACCUAAUACUCCCCGAAACCUUGCUGCAUGGAAAAUUAGCAUUCCAUAUGUAGACUUUUUUGAAGAUCCUUCCUCUGAAAGGAAAGAGAAAAAAGAGAGAAUACCUGUGUUUUGUAUUGAUGUCGAAAGAAAUGAUAGAAGAGCAGUUGGGCAUGAGCCUGAACAUUGGUCUGUCUAUAGAAGAUACCUAGAAUUCUAUGUACUUGAAUCAAAACUAACAGAAUUUCAUGGCACAUUUCCUGAUGCCCAGCUUCCUUCCAAAAGGAUCAUCGGCCCCAAAAAUUAUGAGUUCUUAAAGUCAAAGAGAGAAGAGUUUCAGGAAUAUUUACAGAAACUUCUACAACAUCCAGAACUGAGUAAUAGUCAACUUCUGGCAGAUUUUCUCUCUCCCAAUGGUGGGGAAACACAGUUUCUUGAUAAGAUACUACCAGAUGUUAAUCUUGGAAAAAUUAUAAAGUCUGUUCCUGGAAAACUAAUGAAAGAGAAAGGUCAGCAUUUGGAACCUUUCAUCAUGAAUUUUAUUAAUUCUUGUGAAUCUCCAAAGCCUAAACCGAGUAAACCGGAACUGACUAUUCUCAGCCCUACUUCAGAAAACAACAAGAAGCUUUUCAGUGAUCUGUUUAAGAAUAAUGCAAACCGUGCUGAGAAUACAGAAAGAAAGCAAAACCAGAAUUAUUUUAUGGAGAUGAUGACUGUAGAAGGAGUCUAUGAUUACCUGAUGUAUGUAGGACGGGUGGUCUUCCAAGUUCCUGACUGGCUUCAUCAUCUCUUAAUGGGAACUCGAAUCCUGUUUAAAAACACCCUGGAAAUGUACACUGACUACUAUCUUCAUUGUAAACUAGAACAACUGUUCCAAGAGCACCGUUUGGUCUCACUCAUAACACUUCUCAGAGAUGCUGUAUUCUGUGAAAACACUGAACCUCGCUCUCUCCAAGAUAAGCAAAAACGAGCAAAACAGACUUUUGAAGAAAUGAUGAAUUACAUUCCAGAUCUGAUAGUCAAGUGUAUCGGUGAAGAAGCCAAGUAUGAAAGCAUCCGACUUCUCUUUGAUGGCUUACAACAGCCAGUUCUCAAUAAGCAGCUGACUUACGUUUUAUUGGACAUUGUGAUACAAGAACUAUUUCCCGAGCUCAAUAAGGUACAAAAAGAAGUUACCUCUGUGACGUCCUGGAUGUAAGCAUUUGGAUUUGGGAAAGAAUACCAGAUAGAUAACAAAUUUAUGCUGUGUAGUGUAGUAUUUUCUUUUACUUUUGUAUAUUCUUGUAUAUAUCAUGUAAUCCAGUGUCUGAAAUUUUGAUUUUUUGUUUUAAUAAAGACUAACACAAACUUAA
Molecule: messenger RNA, 3123 nt
Organism: Neogale vison (American mink)
Lineage: Eukaryota; Metazoa; Chordata; Mammalia; Carnivora; Mustelidae
Gene: SNX14
Product: sorting nexin 14
Exons: 29
Coding region: 69-2969 (966 amino acids)
Biological process (GO): autophagosome maturation
Cellular component (GO): late endosome
Molecular function (GO): phosphatidylinositol-3,5-bisphosphate binding
Source: RefSeq, a predicted model, not a curated record